AUAUUUAGAUGUUUGUUGCGUAGAAACCCUUCGUCAGCUCUGGCAGAUGACUGCAUCACAGCAAUGGCCGAGGGGCUGCAUUCAUCUUUUUAUAGUCAUUUUGCUUCUCUCCUCUGGGGUGAUGAUGAUUCUGCUUACUUGUCUAAUCCCCUUGUUGAUUCAGAAUGGGAGUCUUUUACUCGUGCAGUAAUAAAGAUUUGUACAAGAUAUGGAUCUCUACCUCCAAAACAACCCUCUAAAUUGCCUGAUACAGCAUGGGAAUUCUUAAUUGACAGUAAAUUUCACACCCACUAUUCUAAAAAGGCUUCAGUUUCAGGCAUUUCUUUCAUGAGCACAGCAAGUUUUAGAGGUGCUGAUUACACAGCUGCCUAUAUACAUGAUGAACAAAAUCAGGAGGUGGCAUUUUAUGCUCGGCUUCUGAGGGAAACCCUGGAUUCCUUGCAUGCCCUCUAUGAGAAUUUGAAGCUUGAUAAUUUGCGGAAACAAGAUGUGGAGCAUCUUGUUGCUUUAUUAUGUAACAUUGCUGCUGCUUUGGGUGAGGCUGGCUAUGUAGACUACUAUGUUCGUGACUUUCCACUUGUCUUAAUUGAAGUUCGUUCCUUCCCUUCCAGCACUGCUCCAAGAACUCCACCAUGCCUUUUCAGAUGGCUUGAAAAUUGUCUGCAGCAAGGAUGUUAUUCUGCUAAUUUAAGUGACCUUUCUCCUCUAUUGUAUAAACAUAAAAGUUGUGCAGUAAGCUGGGCCCGAAAAAUAGUUUCCUUUUAUAGUCUACUAUUAGGUGCAGAAAGAAAAGGCAGGAAACUCUCAACUGGAGUAUAUUGUGAGAUUGCUAAUGGAUCAGCGAGGACGCCUGAAGAACUUACUGUCUUGGCCAUGGUUGGUGAAAGAUUUGGGCGCCAACAGCUGGACUUACUGCCUGUUGGUGUAUCUCUUCCCCUGCGUCAUGCACUGGAUAAUUGCCGAGAAUCACCUCCAACUGACUGGCCUGCAGCUGCUUAUGUGCUGGUUGGCCGUGAGGAUUUAGCCAUGGCAUGUUUGGGAAUGUUGAGCAGAGAUCAUGAAUCUCAGACCAGAGCAAAUUUAAUAUCCAUUUCUGUACCAUACAUGCUUCAUUUGCAACCGGUGACUGUUCCUUCAUCAGUUUCUGAAGUCACAAGAUUGGAUGGUAUGAAAUCAGAGGACUCAGAUUCUCCCUGUAAAUCUGUCGAAGAUGGCAUGGAACACAUCUUCAACUCAGGCACACAACUGCGUUAUGGCCGUGAUCUGCGCUUAAAUGAGGUUCGGUGCACCCUUGACUGCCUUCAGGCACCUAUUUUAACUGCCAUGAAAGAUGUCAUCUCAUUAUUUGAAUGCAGUAUUAGUUCAUAUGCA
Messenger RNA from Elaeis guineensis (African oil palm), 1371 nucleotides. The record is from RefSeq and is a predicted model, not a curated record. NCBI's taxonomy places the organism in Eukaryota, Viridiplantae, Streptophyta, Magnoliopsida, Arecales, Arecaceae.